Messenger RNA from Paramacrobiotus metropolitanus, 2593 nucleotides. Its product is annotated as beta-alanine transporter-like. The record is from RefSeq and is a predicted model, not a curated record. Gene Ontology annotation, molecular function: transmembrane transporter activity. Gene Ontology annotation, biological process: transmembrane transport. Gene Ontology annotation, cellular component: membrane. The transcript has 6 exons. The coding region runs from base 463 to 2235 and encodes 590 amino acids. Lineage: Eukaryota; Metazoa; Tardigrada; Eutardigrada; Parachela; Macrobiotidae.
UGCAUUACAAAUUUGUAGACUGUAGAGCAUUGGUGCAGUUGAACAUGGCACUGUAUCACGCACUAGACUUGUGAAACACCGGGUUAACUUUUCAAUGCUUUAAUUUGUAGCGACCGGCAACUGAAAUUCUACAGUAGAUCGAGCAGUUUAAUAAACUUCUUUUGAUGAAACCUGGGUUCGGGCUAUUCUUCUUGAAAGAUGUAAUCAGAACUGUAUUGGAAAUAUCACAGGAUUCUGCACUGUUCCACUUUCUUUGCCGGUGUAAGGAAAUCCGAAACAUUUCUAACACCGGAUGUGACAAGGAGACCCAUUUUCAGCAGUGGACGUAGCUGCAGCGGUUACGCACGCGCACGUUUUACGGCAGCUUUGAAGUAUAUUCUCGUUUCCCACGUAUGGAGCCAAUUUUUGGCCAAAUUUGGUGGUACAAGUGUUCAUGCACAAAACAUACUGCACGACAUCAGCAUGGAUUCCAGUGCGCUAACGCCGAACGAUGUCCCAUCUUUGGACCCGGGAAUACGUGACAAAUUCCACAACUACGAUGCUAUUCUCGACGAAAUUGGAGGAUUUGGGAUCUACCAGAAACUGAUCCUCUUUUUAGUCCUGAUUCCCGCCAUCAUACCGAAUGGAUUCUACAAUUACAAUAUUGUUUUCAUGUCGGCAACUCCAGCGGAAUACUGGUGCCGGCUUCCAGUCGACAACAUUAGCAUCAGCGACUUGCCGCACCUGUUGCCGCUAGAACAGCGUAAUGGCGAAAUCGUCCACAGUCGCUGUAUGAUGUUCGAUUUAAAUUACGCCAACUUAACCAAACAGGAAAUCGCGAACACCGUGCGCAUUUACAACGGCACUUUGUCUGUCGUUCCUUGUCGUUCUGGUUGGGAUUUUGACCAUUCCGUGUAUGAAAGCACGACAGUGACCGAAUGGGGUCUGGUGUGCGACAAAGAAGUGUUGUCCACUAUAUCCUUUGCAUCGUCCACUUUUGGGGGACUUUUUGGGGCGUUUAUAUGGGCGUUUAUUGCCGAUCGAUUUGGUCGUAAGAAAGGAUAUUUUUCCAUGAUUGCUUUUCAGCUGACGUUUGCUAUAGCAAGUGCGUUUUCACCAAAUCUAUUAGCCUACUGCAUGUUUCGGAUGUGCAUUGGAAUGUGUACGUCGUUUGUUUACACUCUGGGCCUUUUAAUGUCCAUCGAAAUUACCGGGACGAAAACACGGGCAUUAAUGUCGGUUAUUUGUUCCAUCGGCUAUACCAGCUCCGUCCUGCUUUUAUUGCUCAUUGCAUAUUUUGUGCGCGACUGGCAUCACUUUGCACUGGCCUCAUCCGUACCGUUGUUAAGCUUAUUUUUCUUGAUCCCUUUUUUUCCGGAAUCUCCGCGUUGGCUGUUGGCACAAGGCCGCUUAAAAGAACUGGAAGUAUACGUGCGCAAAGUCGCCCGCGUUAAUCGCGUCCAGUUGGAUCCGAAAUUUGACCAGAAUCUGCCGCUGAUCCUGGCUAAUCUCGAUCGACACGAAGAUGAAGAAACCGCCAAUUUAGUGGAUUUAUUCCGCACGCCCAAUCUGCGGAAGAAAACACUGAUCUUAGCUUUUAUUAACUUUUGCAACAGCGGUAUUUUUACCGGUCUGAAUCUGUAUGCGCCCGCUUUCGGUGGCAAUCCGCACUGGAGCGCAUUCUUGACCAAUAUGGUGGAAUUUCCGCCGUAUCUUUUUGCUCAACAAAUCUGUGAUCGCCUGGGAAGGAGAUUAUCCUUGUUUUAUUUUAUGCUGUUUUGUUCUAUAUUUUGUUUGGUUACGGCGGGAAUAACUGGUGGCACGGCGUUGACGGUGCUGUCGUUGGCAGCCAAGUUCUGCAUUACUAUUACCUUUCUGGUUGCAGAACUGUAUGAAGAGGAAUCGUUUCCGACGGUUGUUCGUGGCGCCGGUCAUUCGUUUACCAGUGUCGUGUCGCAGUUUGCCGGCGUAGGAGCCCCGUUCGUCGUCAAUCUGGGGAAUGCCUUUUUAGUUUUACCUCUGGUUGUGUUUGGCUGCUUGAGCGUUGUUGGGGCUGGAACAACUCUGUUCAUGCCAGAAACGGUUUACAAGCAACUUCCCCAAACCUUGGACGACGGGGAAAAUUUCGGGAAGCAUAUGCGCUGGAGCACAAUAGUGUCUCUUGUUCCGCCUAAAAGACCGAAGAAGACUCGUGUUCAGUUGGUUGGCUUUAAAGCAAAUUUGAAGGAAGAGGGGCCUUACACAAUUACUGGAUAAAAUUUUAAAAGCGUUACGACGAAACUACAAAAUUGUAUAGGUCUGUAUUAGCAGUGUAAAAAUUCUGAGCACGGAAAAUUGUGUGGUAAAAAAUUGUGUUUGGUAAAAAAUAAAUUGUGUGUGGUAAAAAGUAAAUUGUGUGUGGUAAAAAAUUGUGUUGUAAAAAAUUGUGUGGUAAGAAAUGAUGUUGAUGUAUUGACUUUAGUGCAAUCAAGGCUGGUUGUUGGUUAUGGUUGGCGGAAUGUUACCUCUUUUGUUAGCAAAUAGCAACUUACCACUUGUACUGUAUUGAAGUUCGUAAACUCGUUAGCACUGCGAGAUAUCACUUUUUUGUUGAAGCAGAUUAAAAGGAUGUGGU